This is a messenger RNA of Sinocyclocheilus anshuiensis, 1422 nucleotides long. RefSeq names its product WD repeat-containing protein 5-like. The transcript is spliced from 11 exons. Gene Ontology annotation, molecular function: histone binding. Gene Ontology annotation, cellular component: Set1C/COMPASS complex. Bases 651 to 1394 code for a protein of 247 amino acids. Lineage: Eukaryota; Metazoa; Chordata; Actinopteri; Cypriniformes; Cyprinidae. The record is from RefSeq and is a predicted model, not a curated record.
UUUUAAAAAACAACAAAACGAACAAAAUUUCGCUUGCCUAUUAACUUAGAGGCCAUGAAAAAUGGCAGGUUUAGUCGGAAUUAAACCAAAACAUCAGCUAGCAAAUUGCGCCCCUGCGCGCCCUUAAACGGAGCUCUCGAACUGUAAAUUUGACUGGAAACGCAUUUGCAAUCGCGCGUUAAAGUAACUGCAUCAGGCGUCUGUAAAUAAGUUCUUGAAAAGAUGGCGGGCACUGGAGAGACAGGGCAUCGAGUGAGGAAUGCCGAGGAUCGAGCCCCACCAAGUCUUUAACACAACCAUUGUGUGUGCAUGCCGUUCAGCCAGCUAGCCACUCAGCGGGCUAAUUUGAAAUCAUCCCACAAUACAUCCUCCAGCCCGGUUUUUCCGCUUGGUACAACGAGAAAAAAACAGCGCAAACAAUUACAGCAAGCUCUGAGUUCACGGAUCGAAACGACUGAGCGUGAAAGAAGGUUUUGUUACAUUGUUGCAAAGCGCCGCUCAUCAGCUCCACUCUGUCAGAGGAGAGCCUGCUAGCUACAUUCAGCUGUGUUUUCCCCCCAAAAGACCAAUAUACAUCACCUUAACUGAAUAUAAACUUCGAUCGGAAUGCGCUAAACAGCCCCUGUAUUUGACCCACAUAAGGUGCAGUGAUGGCAUCAGAGGAGAAGAAGCCAGACAUAGAAACACAUAAGACACAUUCAGCAUCAGCAUCAUCCUCCAAGUCUGCUCCUGUGAAGCCAAACUACUCCUUGAAGUUCACCCUCGCAGGUCACACAAAAGCUAUAUCAUCAGUCAAAUUUAGCCCUAGUGGUGAAUGGUUGGCCAGUUCAUCGGCAGACAAGCUCAUCAAAAUAUGGGGCGCUUUUGAUGCAAAAUUUGAGAAGAGUCUCGCAGGACAUAAACUUGGAAUAUCAGAUGUGGCCUGGUCUUCAGAUUCACAUCUUUUGGUGUCUGCAUCAGAUGACAAAUCACUGAAGAUCUGGGAUAUGACUUCGGGAAGAUGUCUGAAGACACUGAAAGGCCAUAGCAACUAUGUCUUCUGUUGUAACUUCAACCCACAGUCGAACCUGGUUGUUUCUGGAUCUUUUGAUGAGAGCGUACGGAUUUGGGAUGUCAAAACUGGGAAGUGUCUGAAGACCCUGCCAGCUCACUCGGACCCCGUCUCAGCGGUUCACUUCAACAGAGACGGAUCUAUAAUAGUAUCCAGUAGCUAUGAUGGUUUAUGCCGAUUGUGGGACACUGCGUCGGGACAAUGUCUGAAAACUCUUAUAGAUGAUGAUAACCCUCCUGUCUCAUUUGUGAAGUUUUCUCCAAAUGGAAAGUACAUUCUAGCUGCGACACUGGACAAUACGUUAAAGCUCUGGGACUACAGCAAGGGAAAGGUAUGUCAUUGAACUACCAUAAAUGUUGACUGCUAAUAAC